Phytophthora sojae is the source of this 567-nucleotide messenger RNA. RefSeq lists its product as hypothetical. The record is from RefSeq and is a predicted model, not a curated record. Lineage: Eukaryota; Oomycota; Peronosporomycetes; Peronosporales; Peronosporaceae. The transcript is spliced from 2 exons. The annotation marks the transcript as partial.
UUCAUCGUGCACCGAGCCUACUGCAAGAAGAAGAAGAUCAAGGCGAUGACCCACGUGCGGUUCAUGUGCAAGUUGCAUCUGCAGCUUAUUGCGCUGAAGCCGGAGGAUAUGUACGAAGAAAACACAUUUCAACCAGAUGAAAAUGUUUCCGUUGAUGUAGAGGCGGAGGAACGUCAAGCGGACACUGGCAGUCAUAUUGCUAAGCAGAGUGACGAAUGGCGCGACCACUCGGGGCAGCGAAAAAGGGUGCAGAAGAACUGCAAGGUUUGCACGCUGAAGACGCCAAGUGGCAAGCGUGGCGCCACCUACACCUACUUCUGCGAUGGAUGCGACUUCCCUGGGCCGAUUUACCUGUGCGUCAAGCCAAAGUGGACGGUAGGAAGCAAGAUGCUGAGCUGUUGGGACGUCUGGCACAAGGAGUACAACAACGGCAAGGCUAUCCCGCAGGACCUGAAGGGUAAGAUUCGUGUGCGCGCACCGAAAGCCACAAGCUCUCCAGGGAAGUCGCCCGCAAAGCGCCGCUGUGUCAGCAGUGUUAGCAGCGAAGUCAGCGAAGACAGCGAGUAG